GCGCCAACAAGAAACGCAGAAGGGGGGCAGCGGCCUCACGAAGCAUUCGCCUCGCACUGCCUCUGAGUGGCCCAAACUGCCGGAGGACGGGGGUGUACGAGCAAACGGGCAAGGAGGAAAGGCUCGUCGAAUUCUCCUGAUUUAAGAAGGUUGACUUCUACAAUAUGAAUCGACUUCCAGAUUUAGGCAAACUCUGCAACAGAUUUACUUACUAUAGUUUAAUUAGAUCUAGCCCAAAUUGCUUAAAUAUAUGGGUCAGAAACAUACACUCUUCAUUAGCAAAUGAAUGUGGAGCUGAAGAAAAAUCAGUCAAUGUUUAUGCUGAUGAAAAGUUACACUGCGGUGUAGUCAACGAACAAUGUCAUCGUCAACUUCAUAUUCCUGUUAUGGUUAAAGAAGUUGUUAAUCUUUUAGAGCUGCAGCAAGGACAGUGUCUUCUCGAUAUGACAUUUGGAGCAGGAGGCCAUGCCAAGGCACUUUUGCAAAAAGCAGCAGAUAUUAAAAUAUAUGCACUUGACAGAGACCCCACAGCUUUUGAAUUAGCUCAGCAGCUUUCUGAAUCUCAUCCGCAACAAAUUCAACCUCUUCUAGGACAGUUUAGUCAAGCAGAAGCCUUGUUAACUUCUGCUGGAGUACAGCCAGGGAGUCUGGAUGGAGUUCUUUUGGAUGCUGGUUGUUCUUCUCUGCAACUGGAUACUCCAGAAAGAGGUUUUUCCUUGCGAAAAGAUGGCCCUUUGGACAUGAGGAUGGAUGGGGACAGGUAUCCUGACAUGCCCACCGCUGCUGAUGUUGUGAAUGCUUUAGAUCAACAGGCACUUGCGUCCAUCCUGAGAGCAUAUGGGGAAGAGAGGCACGCCAAGAAAAUAGCUUCAGCGAUUGUUCAGGCACGCAGCAUAUACCCCAUCACCAGAACUCAGCAGCUUACCAGCAUUGUUGCAGGUGCUUUCUCUGAAGCAGCUUUAUAUGCUCGAAAAGACUUACUUCAAAGACCAACACAUAUUGCUACCAAAACUUUCCAAGCAUUGCGCAUAUUUGUGAACAAUGAACUUCAUGAACUCCAUGCAGGAUUAAAGGUAGCUGAGAAGUUUCUAAAACCUGGAGGUCGACUUGUAGCAAUUUCUUUCCAUUCAUUAGAGGAUCGUAUCAUCAAGCGAUUUCUUUAUGGAAUAGAUAUUUCAGAAAAAUUCAACCUCAAUGUAAGGCAAAAGAUAAGGCAAAUGGGAAGGAUUUCUUCUGAACAAGAGCCUGUUGACAAUGUUAAUUCAAGAUGGACUGCCAUAGGAAAGAAGGUCCUUACUCCCCAGGCUACAGAUAAUGAUGAAAAUCCAAGAGGGCGCUCAGCAAAGCUGAGAGGAGCUAUCAAAUUGUAAAUUACUAUUUUUCCUAUUUUGCAGUGUCUUUAUAAUAUUUACCAUGCACAAUUUAAAAAGAGUUUAAAAACCUUAGCAGUUUUAAUGGUACUCUUUAUUUCUAAUUACAUUGAACAUUGAAGAACAGAACAUCACAUGAUAGAAUAAAUCUUUUGAAGAACUUAAGGUUGCAAAUAGAUACAUUUGCAUUGCUCUAAAAAAAAUGUGUGCAUAUUAAAUGAGGAGUAAAAUGUUGGUUUUUUUGAGCUGUAUACAACUUAUCAUUUUACACAAAUAUUCACUAAGACUUUAAGUAGUUCAUAAAUCAUUGUCCUAUAUUAUAUUGUAUUUUUGAACAUUAUUAUUUAUUCAUUUAUACUCCACCUUUUUCACUGAGAUCCAAGGCAGAUUACAUAGUGCUAGAAAGAUACAAUAUAAUCAACAGCUAAGACAUUCACUGAACAAGUACCAUAAUGAACAACAGUGAUCAAAUAUUUUCUUCAAAUUAUAACAUACGAGGAUUAAUAUUGGAAAUAUUUUUCACUUUUUAAAAAUUAUACUGCUUUUCCCAAUUU
Molecule: messenger RNA, 1924 nt
Organism: Eublepharis macularius
Lineage: Eukaryota; Metazoa; Chordata; Lepidosauria; Squamata; Eublepharidae
Gene: METTL15
Product: methyltransferase like 15
Exons: 6
Coding region: 165-1370 (401 amino acids)
Biological process (GO): rRNA base methylation
Molecular function (GO): rRNA (cytosine-N4-)-methyltransferase activity
Source: RefSeq, a predicted model, not a curated record